This is a messenger RNA of Solea solea (common sole), 6511 nucleotides long. It is a transcript of the gene rbbp6, whose product is annotated as retinoblastoma binding protein 6. The coding region runs from base 402 to 5726 and encodes 1774 amino acids. Gene Ontology annotation, biological process: protein ubiquitination; ubiquitin-dependent protein catabolic process; mRNA processing. The transcript has 19 exons. The record is from RefSeq and is a predicted model, not a curated record. Gene Ontology annotation, molecular function: nucleic acid binding; ubiquitin protein ligase activity; zinc ion binding. NCBI's taxonomy places the organism in Eukaryota, Metazoa, Chordata, Actinopteri, Pleuronectiformes, Soleidae. Gene Ontology annotation, cellular component: nucleus.
GUGCUGACGAACCAUAGCUUGUGGUGGAAACAGCUGGUCGUUUCUGGUACAGCAGCAGCAGCAGCGGCAGUAGCAGCAACGGCCAACGCUUGGGGACUGAAAGUAUCGUUAUUAUCAGGGAAAAAAAGUUCCCGUCAGACUGGAAACUGACUGACUGCGCCUUGACUUGAGUGUGGGCUGCUGCCUCAGCACACGCAGGGGCAUGUCACGCUGUCUGCGAGACUUUAUCUGCCAGUUUUUGUUCAGUCGCAACGAGAGGCGACAGAGCAGUGACGCUGCUGCUGCUAACUAGCUUUAGCUUAACUUUCUUCUCCCACAGCACCUGCCACGAAAAAAAAAAACACUGUCAGCUGUUGCUUUCCUGACGGUGUAGUUUAGUUCUUCUUCCGCUCAGUCUCAGCAUGACUCAUGUUCACUACAAAUUCUCCUCCAAACUCGGCUACGACACGGUGGUGUUGGACGGCCCGCACAUCACGCUGGGGGAGCUGAAGCGGCAGAUCAUGUGCAGAGAGAAGCUAAGAGCAGGGGACUGUGACCUGCAGAUCACUAACGCACAGACCAAGGAAGAAUACACAGAAGAUGAAGGUCCGAUCCCCAAAGGCUCCUCAGUCAUCGUGCGUAGGAUCCCCACCCGCGGUGGCAAAUCCAGCUCAAGCAGCAAAACCACCAAGAUUGAGCGUUCAGUUUCCCAGUCGCACCAUUCGUUUGACGUCGCCAAAGCAAUGGAUGAUCACACUCCCAGUACCUUGCACUUUUUUUCCAAGAUGGCUAAUCUGGCUGAUGCAGAUGCGUCAGAGGAGGAUAAGAUCAAAGUUAUGCUAAAUCAGUCCAUCUACGAUUCCAUGAACUACAACAAGAAGUUUGGGUCUGCUCUUCCUGCAAACUACACUUGUUACCGCUGUGGGAAUACUGGGCACCACAUCAGAAAUUGUCCCAGCAGUGGGGAUAAAAAUUUCGACGCCCCACUGAAAAUAAAGAAGAGCACAGGCAUCCCUCGUUCCUUCAUGGUUGAGGUGGACGAUCCCAACACGAAAGGAGCCAUGCUGACCAACUGUGGACGAUAUGCCAUUCCUGCCAUAGACGCAGAGGCAUAUGCCGUCGGGAAGAAAGAGAGGCCUCCAUUUGUUCCUCAGGAAAAACCCAUAUCAGAACCCGAGGAGGAUCCUGUACCUGAUGAACUUCUCUGUCUGAUCUGUCAUGAGCUGCUGAGUGACGCCGUGGUCAUACCCUGCUGUGGAAACAGCUACUGUGACGACUGCAUUCGCAGCACCUUGCUGGAUUCAGAGGAACAUGUCUGCCCCACUUGUGGCCAACAAAAUGUCUCCCCUGAUACCCUGAUAGCCAACAAAUUCCUCCGUCAGGCCGUGAACAAUUUCAAGAAAGAGCGAGGCUACACCAAAAGUAAGACGGGAAUAUGCGAUUCCUCCCAGUCCCAAAAUCCAACUCCAGCUCCGAGCCCUGUCCCCACACCACCACCACCUCUCACUGUGCAGAGCCAACCUCAGAAACAGCACCAGUCAUCAUGCAGCCAGCAAGCUGCAGAUAUACAACCAUUGUUGGAAAAUCCUCCUGCAGCUGCGGCAGGCCCCACCUCUGAUACCUCUGAUGGCAACAUGUUCACGACUUCCCUCCAGACAGAGCAGAGCUGCCUGGACAUACCUGACAAGGAGGCUGAAGAAGAGGCACAGGAUGACUCAGCUGCUGCUGCUGAAGAUGAGGAUGCUGCUGCUGCUGCUCCUCAUGCUGCUGCUGCUGCUGAUGCUGUCGUUGCCCCUCCUCCUGCAGUGGUUGCAGACGAUGACCCCACUGCUCCUCCAUCACAGCUGAUACCAGUGGUAAACGAGACAACGGUGGCAGAGCAGCCCCAGUCAGAUCAACAGCAGUCCUCCUCAGGUCCGGCACCAGGGUCAUCAUCCUGCUGGCAAAGCUCCUCCGCCUCCUCAGGUUGUCCCACUGGAGGCUGGACUGAAUCCCAGCAGCUUACUCCCUCCCCCUCCUUGACAUAUGCAGCGACUGCUCCACCUCUCUUUCCCUCCCCGCUUUAUCAUCCAUAUCUCUCGGCUCACCACUCUCACAGCAGCUACCCUCCAGGGUACCCGCCUCCACCGCCCAUCUGGACUCUCCCCUGCCCUCAGGGUGCCCCCAUCCCGUCCCUCUGCUCCUCUACCCCCACCCCUUCCAUCCCUGCCCUCAUCCCCAAGGAGUGGUACAGGUAUCAGAGAAAGAAGGAAAGGUCACCUGACAGAGGAUCCACCUACAGACGCUCUUCCUCUCGCUCUUACGCAGCAUCGUCAAAGUCAAAGUCCUCUCGCUCCUACUCUCGCUCUUCGAGCAGAUCGAGAUCUCGUUCAAGAUCCAAAUCCCAAGGCAAAUCGAGGCCCCGCUCGCCUUACUCCCGCCACCGAGCUCUCCACACCAGCUCGCACCCUUCCUAUAACUACGGCUACAAACGCUCCCCUACACCGUCGUCCUCAUCUUCACCUCAGGUGGGUCACCAUUCUCGGGCCAAGUCGCCGUCAGAUCACCGGAAAAACCGCCACCAUGGCCACCAUCACCACCAUCACACCAGGAAGUCGGCGUCAAGCGGCUCCAGCUCCACGAGGCGCGGUGAACGCUCCAAGAGGGAAGAGGGGCGACACGGAGGGCGUUCAACUAGUUUGCAGGUUACUCAGUCCAGUAGUGUGGAUCUGGACAGAGAGCGCCACCUACAGUGGAACAAACAGUACAAUGAGUGGUGUGAGAAAUAUUUCAGCAGUUACAUCAACCACUUUCACCAGCUGCCUCUUUCUUUCAUCAAUCUCCCUCCUCCUCCUCAGUUUGACGGAAGCAAAUAUUACUUGCACGCCGACUCAGACUCUCGCCACCGACCGUCUGCCCUCAUGGACGACCAUUCGCGGUCGUCCACUGACAGCCGCUCCCCUCCAUCCCAUUCUUCAAGCAGCAGCCGCUCCACGCCGUCUCAGUCGUCUAGUGACAGUUGCUCCUCUCCGUCGAACACACCCGACGGCAGCCGCUCACCUCCCUCUCAGAUGUCGUGCAACGGUCGCUUGACGCAAUCUGAGGACUGGACUGAGCGGAGGGAGUAUCGGCAACACAAGAACGGCCACUCGCCGGUUAGAAAGGGCAGUGAGGAAGAGGAGGAACUGCAGGACAGAAGUAAAGACGGCAAGAAGGAGAUGACUGGAAAUCUGGAGGAUCACCGUUCCAUAAACUCAGAGCAAAGGGAGACGAAGAAACAUGAGGAAGGAAGAGGAGAGGAGUCAUCUUCACCUCGUGCCUCAAACUCCACAGGUGACAGUCGAAAAGAUGAAAGAAGGCACAUCACUGGACCACAUAGCAUUUCAGUAUGGGAUGAAGCCACCUUUCGACCACACAAAUCUCUGGAUGAAGACUGUGAAAGAAAAAGCAAAGAAAACCGUGAUUUGGAAGAGAAAAAAAGGCGUAUUAGAGGCAAAGAUUCCAAAUCGAGGCAUAACGUGUCGAGACAACACAAAACAAAGUCCAGUAAAAGAGAUGAUACCGAAUAUAGAAACCCUGGGGGCAGUAAAGCUCCUGACUUCAGCUCAGUGGGGGAUAGAAAAACAAAGGUAGAGACCCCGGAGAAAAGGGAGACCCACGAAAGUAAAUCACCAAAUCCAUUUGAAAAAAAGAGGCAAAAAAGUGAACAGAAGAAGCAGAGUAAAACAUCGCCUCUCUGGGAGGGAAGAAUAACAGUGAAACCACCAAAGAAAAUAAGUAUCAACAUCAACCUGGAUGGAAAAUGGAAAGAGGGGAAAACUGAAGACCAGCAGAAUAUCACAGGGAAACCAAAGGGAGAAAUGGAGGCAGAAAGAAAUUUCAAAACAGAAGAAACAGUUGAAGUUAAUGACAAAAAUGAAUCUGGUAGACGUGAGGGAGCUGCGUUUGAAGAUAAAAUAAAACCAGAAGGAGGAGAUUCAAAGGACUUGAGGCAAAGAGCCGCCGUCAGAGACGACAAGAGAGUGAUGUGGACUAACACUGGAAGAGAGGAAGGAAACAUUGUGGAAAAUAAAGAGGAUGGAGAAGACGCGGACUUUGCGUUAUGGCAUUUUGAAGAAGAGCUAGCAAGAGAUGACGGGAGGAGACUGACUGCAAAAGAUGAGGAAGAAGGGGCAGUAAGGGAAGAAAAUGAAGGACAAGAGAGAGCAAAUAGAGGAAACCUGCCGGGGAAAUGGAAGGCAGUGGAGGUGAUUGCAGAGGGAAGGAAGAGGAGGAUGAGGGAAGAAGAAGAUGAUGAAAUAAGGUUUAAGACACAGAGGAGCAGCAACGAGGGACCAGGCUCCAACAUAGAGACUGACAGUAGCAGCACUGGGGAUUGUCAAGAGACGAGGACAAUGGUCAAAAGGCUCGAGGAAUUUAUUCAGGACAAAGAUGGUGAGAGUGAGGAUCAGCUCGUACUCAUACAGGCCCCUCCCUCCAAAUGGAAGAAGGAAGAGUUUGAGGAAGAAGAGCAGAUUGACAGAGAUGUCAAAUCUCAAGAGCCUUUUCCCGCGGGUCCGCCUCCACCUUUGUUAGUUACUCAACGCAACAUGGAGACAGAGGGAGAGAAUGAAGUCUUGAGACAAAGGUCAGUGGACACAAAAAGAGACGAGGACAGAGCAAUGCAGAAAGGAAGAGGGGAGAAUGAGAAGCCCUUGACUCUGUUUACUUUAGACAGAUUUGUGGCUCCCUCUAGUGGCAAAAUCACAGCUGACAGCACCUUGUAUUCAGACAGAGAGAGGGGGAGAACCACGGAGGUGGCGAAGUGUAGGGACAGAGAGAGGGGAAGGGACAGCGAGAGGUCAAGAGACAGACAGAGAGAGACCAAAAGAACAAAGGGGGAAGGAAGAGACAGAAGCAUAGAGCGGAGACACCACAAGAAAAGUCUCCCUUCAUCGAGUCAUUCCUCCCCUUAUUCAACAUCACAGGACGUGGAGAGGAGAGACAGACAACGAAGGGACGACCGCGGGAAAAGUCCCCGUCCUUUAAAUCCUGCUGAUAAAAUCUCAACAAGCAGAACCACCGAAGUGCCUGAUAAACGCAGAACCACAGCCGAUAGAGACAGAAAACCGAAACACCGGGACUACCACGAUCACAGGAAUGCAACAGGAAACAGAGCUGCGGGGAGCCACAGCUCCUCACCUUCCCUCUCCCACCGUAAGCACAGACACCCUGAUCUGAAACUACUGCUUAAGAGAAGCAGGGAUGGGAACAAGGACGAGAAGGAGGAGUGGAAGAGCAAUGAAGUGAUGAGAGAAAGCAAAGAGGAGAGAGAGACCAAGAAAAUUGAGGCAGAGAGAGUGUCAGGUGGUCCGUACAAAAUAACUGCAGAGAGGUGGGAAGGAGGAGGAGUGGUGGUGGAGGAGGGAGAGAGGCCCAGCAGCAGCAGCAGCAGCAGCAGCAACAGCAGCAGCAGCAACAGCAGCAGCAGCAGCAACAGCAGCAACAGCAGCAGCAGCAGCAACAGCAACAGCAGCAGCAGUUCACCAGCGAGCCAGGAGAGCAGCAAGUAUGACGGGAGGAAAGAGAGGAAGAAGAGCCCAAAGACGGAGAGGAGGGAGAAGAAUGAAGCUGCCGUGGAGCUGCUGGAGGAGAGAGAGCUGCAGGAACACGGACACAAGAAGAAGUCAAAGAGAGGUGAAGACGAGAGGGAGGCGGAGAGCAGAGGAGACAGCAGGUGGAGAGAAGAGGAUGACCACACUGAGCUAUGCUCGGUUCUGUUAUUGUGAUUGUCUCUGAGGAAAAAGGUUAUUUACUUGAAUCAUGUUUCUCCUUUCUCUGUCCAGAAAGUGCCUGGGGUUUAUUUUUGGACUUACUUCUUUUUCUUUUUUUUGUAUCAGCUUGAUCAUCUUACAUCGUAGAAACGCAUCAUUUAAAUUAAAAAGUGAACCAUUUGUGAAGGAAAAAGCACUUUACUACUUACAGCAUACAAAUAUGUGUGAGAUCAGGUGACUGAAAAAGAAAAACUUGAACCUUUGACCUUGUUGAAUUAUUAUUAAGUUCAGUGAAUUUGCACAUGCUCACUACACUGCUCAGGACGAUGAGUCUGCAUUGUUACUGCUCAAACUCAUAACCUUUACCAAAAAGGUCAGUCCGUAAGUUGGUUCGCUUCUCACAGGAGUGCAUUUAAGGGGUUAUUUAAAGAGUUUAUGAUUCAUUUAAGAGAUAUACUGUGAAUAUUUAUGAUUUCAACCUCCUCCUGUGUUGUAUUUAGUUUUUCUUUUUAAUUUAAUGUGUUUAAUUUAAAGAAAUAACUGCUGGAUCGAUGAAUAAUGAAGAGAUAGUUGACACAGAAGCACAGAAGUGCAACUAAGAAUAAUUUAAAGAGAUUGUGAUUUCAUUUAAAAAGAAGCUGUGAAAAUGUGUUUCUUUGAACCUCUGUGAUGUAUUUUGUUUUUCAUUUUGUUAAUUCUUUAAUUUAAAAAACAAAAAAAAACUGCUGGACGGACGAAUAAUGUACCCGGGCAAAGUUUAGUUUUUCCUGUUUUGAAGGAAAUAAAAAGUAAAAUGUUAA